Molecule: messenger RNA, 699 nt
Organism: Elgaria multicarinata webbii
Lineage: Eukaryota; Metazoa; Chordata; Lepidosauria; Squamata; Anguidae
Gene: CLRN1
Product: clarin 1
Exons: 3
Coding region: 1-699 (232 amino acids)
Biological process (GO): sensory perception of sound; equilibrioception
Source: RefSeq, a predicted model, not a curated record
AUGCCAGCCCAACAGAAGAAAGUUGUUUUCUGCAUAGCUGGCGUGUUCAGUUUUGCUUGUGCUCUGGGCAUCGCAGCAGCCAUAGGAACUCAGCUGUGGAUCAGAGGAAGAAUACUCUGCAAAACUGGAGCCCUGCUCGUCAACGCUACCGGCCAGGAAUUAGAUAAGUUUAUUGGUGAAAUUCAGUAUGGACUUUUCCAUGGGGAGAGGGUUAGACAAUGCGGGCUCGGAGGGAGACCUUUUCGGUUUUCAUUUUUUCCAGAUUUGUUCAAAAUUAUCCCCGCAAGUAUCCAUAUUAGUGUCAUCGUCUUCUGUUUGGUGCUAUUAGUAUUUGCCCUGAUUGAAACAGGGUUCUUCAUGUACAAUGCAUUUGGCCGUCCCUAUGAAACAUUGCAUGGGCCAUUAGGACUGUACCUGUGGAGCUUCAUUUCAUUUUCUUGCGGUUGUCUUAUCAUGGUACUCUUUUCAUCAGAAGUGAAAAUCCACCACCUCUCCGAGAAAAUAGCUAAUUAUAAAGAAGGAAAUUUUAUUUUUAAAACUCACAGUGAGCAAUUUGCAAAUUCAUUCUGGAUCAUCCUGGUGUGCUCAUUAGUACAUUUUGUGAACAUUUUGCUAAUACGCCUUGCUGGAUUUGACUUUCCUUUUUCAAAGUCGAAAGAUUCAGAGACAGCAAAUGGAGCUGCCGAUCUCAUGUAUUAG